CCUCUAUACAGCACUGGUUAGCUUUGAAUGCCUCUGCUAGCUGCCCAAAAUACCUCCUUGAAGCCUCUCGCUUUGUAUGGAAGCGGUCAGCAUCACCAACGGGGUGAGAGCUACAUUACUGGUUCAUGUUCCGUCGCGACAAUGAAGACCACGAUAGUGUUGUUACUGCUGAUGAUGAAUAUGCAUCAAGUUAUAUCAGCACCUAAAGGCGUUACUGCCAGUCUCAAAGCCAAGUGGAACAUGACCCCCUUCCUCCUUGAGACAAGCGAGUUUGUUGGAGAAGAAGGGAAUGAAAAGUUCUGGCAGUUUGUUGACACUGUGAAAGAACUCACUGUUUACAAGCAUGGAGAGUCGGUGCGCUCGUUUUACAACUUGAUCAUUAAAAAGGCGGGCCAGUUCCUCACAGGUCUUCAAGUUCAUCUCCUCAGAUUCGCUCUGGCCCUGCGAUCCUACUCACCAGCUGUUCAUGCUUCCCAGCAGAUAGCCAGCGAUGAACCUCCACCCCCGGCUUGCCCCGCCUUUGUCUCUAUCCACGGCCAACUCAGCUGCAGCACCAAGGAAAUCAAGAAGCUUCUUAAAGCUGCUGCAAACAGGCCAAAACCGUACUUGUACAAGAAUGAUCACACAUAUCCAGGAGUCAAUAAAACAGACGUGCCAGUUGUGAUCCUGUAUGCUCAGAUUGGAACCAAGAAGUUUGCCUCUUUUCAUAAAGUGCUGUCAGAGAAAGCUCAAGAGGGCACACUCAGAUAUAUUUUGCGGCAUUAUGUAGCGGAUCCAAAGCCUCAAAAGAUGUUAUUAUCUGGUUAUGGCGUUGAGUUGGCCAUCAAAAGCACUGAAUACAAAGCUGUGGAUGACACUGAAGUGAAAGAUUCAAAGAUUAUUAUAAAUGCUGAGGAUGAUGAUAAUGAUGAAGUCCAAGGAUUCUUCUUUGGAACAUUAAAAAAUUCUAAUCCUGAGCUCCAAGAGCAACUCGGUGAGCUUCGCAAACAUCUUCUGGAGAGCAUAGAUGAAAUGGCCCCUCUCAAAGUGUGGGAAAUGCAAGAUCUAAGUUUCCAGGCUGCAGCUAGAAUUAUGUCUGUGCCAAAGUUUGAUGCUUUGAAGGUAAUGCGAGACCUCAGUCAGAACUUUCCCAGCAAAGCAAGAUCACUGACAAGAGUGGCUGUAAAGCAAGAAAUGAGAAAAGAAAUUGCAGAGAACCAAAAGCACCUCAGCGAGAGUAUCGGUGUUCACCCAGGAGAUGGAGAGCUCUUUAUCAAUGGACUGCACAUCGAUUUGGACAUUCACAACCCUUUCAGUAUUUUGGACAUCCUUAGAAGAGAAGCCAGGGUCUUGGAGGGGCUUCAUAACUUAGGCAUUAAGGGGGAGCAUCAGGGCAAGCUGUUGAAGCUACCUUCGAACACUGCAGAUGACAGCUAUGCCUUAGAUAUCAGACAUCCAGCUAUCUUGUGGAUGAAUGACAUUGAAAAUGACCACAUGUACCGCAGCUGGCCAACAGGCGUGCAGGAGCUCCUUAGAGCAACCUUUCCUGGUGUCAUUCGACAGAUAAGACGCAAUUUCUUUAACUUGGUGCUGUUUCUAGAUCCCCUGCAAGAAGAAAGUGUUGAGUUAGUAAAACUAGCAGAGCUUUUCUACAAGCAUAAAAUUCCUCUGAGAAUUGGUUUUGUGUUUGUUGUCAACCCCAAAGAUGAGAUUGAUGGCUUCUCAGAUGCAGGAGUUGGAUUUUACCGACUGCUGAAUUACAUUGCAGACGAGUAUGAUUUAUCCCAGGCUGUGAUGUCUAUGGUCUCACUGUACAACCAAAUAAAUGUUGGAAAGACGCUGUCUGUUGAUACAAUCUCUGCUUACCUGAAAAGAAAAUACCCAAACGCCAAUCCUGAAAGGAUUCUAGGAGUCAAAUCUGAGUAUGAAUAUAAAAGAAAGGAUGGUGCCCUCUUCUACAAAAAGAGUGGUCUGGGGGCCCUGCCUCUGGCUUUAUUUAACGGAGUCCCUCUGAGCUCUGAUGAGAUGAACCCAGAGGAAUUAGAAACCAUAAUACUGCAACGCAUAAUGGACACAACCACUGCCUUCCAGAGAGCAGUGUUCAUGGGUCAGUUAACUGAAGGCUCAGAUGUGGUGGACUAUUUAAUGGAACAGGCCAAUGUGGUUCCCAGGAUGAACUCACUUAUUUUAAGCUUUGACCGAAAGUACCUUGACCUCACGGGAAUGCCAGUUGUUGAUGACUGGGAGGACUCAACUAUGUUUUCAUUCUUGGACUCCAGAGACAAAACAGCUGUGAUGGCUAAGAGAUUGAAAUACUUCACAAGUAGCGAUGAUGAUGGAAUGACUGCUGUGACAUUGUGGAUAGUUGGAGAUUUUGAGAAGGUUUCGGGAAAGAAACUGUUGUUGAAUGCUUUGAAACAUGUGAAGGCCAGUCCCGGCGUGCGUGUUGGGGUGAUAGAUAACCUCAGUGGAAAGCCCUGUGAAGAUAACACCAUGCUGUACAGGGCUGUCUGGGCUUCUCUUCUCACCCAGAAGAAUAAGGCUGCAGCUGAGUAUGUGCAGAAACUCCUGAAAGAAGAGAGCAGCCAGCUCCUCCAGCAGGGGACCAAGAUGAAGGACCUACUGAUGCAGGGCAUGGAUGUUGAUGCCUUUGAGAAAAAAUUCAACACGCUGGAAGUUGAUUUUAUCCGCAGUCAGCAGCUGUUCUGUCGAGACGUCUUGAAGCUCCGUCCUGGUCAGCGAGCAGUGAUCAGCAACGGCAGGAUUGUUGGUCCAUUUGAAGAGCAGGAAGAAUUCACUGUGGAGGAUUUCCACUUACUUGAGAGGAUUACACUGAGUGGUUCAGCAGAGAAAGUCAAAGCCAUAGUGAAACAGAUGGGGAUGAAGCCAAAGCAUGCAAGUGACUUACUCAUGAAGGUUGAUUCCCUCCUGAGUGCAACCCCCAAAGGAGAGGUCAGAAGGGAUGUCCAUUUGAUCAAAGACAGACACAGUGUUCUCCAUCUCUCACCACGUGAAAACGAGGUGUUCUACGAUGUUGUGGCCAUUGUUGACCCCCUCACUAGAGAGGCUCAGAAAAUUUCCCAGCUGCUGAUUGUGCUUAGUCAAGUGGUCAAUGUGAGACUGCAGCUGUUUAUGAAUUGCAGGGCCAAGUUGUCCGAGAUGCCCCUUAAGAGCUUUUACCGCUUUGUAUUGGAAUCUGAUGUCACCUUCUUGGCUAACGAGACGGUGUCUCCAGGGCCUAUUGCUCGUUUCAUUGAGCUCCCAGAAUCUCCACUCCUCACCCUUAAUAUGAUCACACCAGAAAGCUGGAUGGUGCAGGCAGUGCGCAGCCCUCAUGACUUGGACAACAUCCACUUGCAGGAGGUGAAUGGGGUUGUGGCAGCAGAGUUUGAACUGGAGCACCUCUUGCUGGAGGGACACUGCUUUGAUCUGUCAACCGGCCAGCCCCCUCGUGGACUACAGUUUACCCUGGGAAUGAGUCGAGACCCGCUCAUGUAUGACACAAUUGUCAUGGCUAACUUGGGAUAUUUCCAACUGAAAGCCAGUCCUGGUGCCUGGAUCCUAAGAUUACGUAAAGGGAGAUCAGACGAAAUCUAUGAAAUCCUCACACAUGAUGGAACUGAUUCCCCAGCAGAUGCUGGUGAUGUCAUAGUUGUGCUAAACAGCUUCCACAGUAAGAUCAUCAAAGUCAGGGUGCAGAAAAAGGCAGAGAAGAUCGGUGAAGAUCUUCUAAGUGAAACAAGUGAAAACAAAGGCAUAUGGGACUCCAUCGCAAGUGUUUGGAGCACUUUUGAGAAAAGCAUCACAGGUGGUGGCUUAAAGAAGGCUGAUGGAGAAAAGAAAAAAGAAGAUGUUUUAAACAUAUUUUCAGUGGCCUCCGGACAUUUGUAUGAGCGUUUUCUGAGAAUAAUGAUGCUUUCUGUCCUUCGGCACACAAAAACACCUGUCAAGUUCUGGUUUCUCAAGAAUUACCUCUCCCCUUCUUUCAAGGAGACCAUCUCUCACAUGGCAGAGUCAUACGGCUUUCAGUAUGAGCUAGUGCAGUACAAAUGGCCCCGCUGGCUCCACCAGCAGACUGAAAAGCAGCGGAUUAUCUGGGGAUACAAGAUCCUUUUCCUGGAUGUUUUAUUCCCUUUGGCUGUGGACAAGAUCAUUUUUGUGGACGCCGAUCAGAUAGUUCGGGCUGACUUGAAAGAGUUGAGGGAUUUGAACUUGGAGGGCGCUCCUUAUGGUUACACACCGUUUUGCGAUAGCCGCAGAGAAAUGGAAGGCUAUCGCUUUUGGAAAACUGGGUACUGGGCCUCACAUCUUGGACAGAGGAAUUACCACAUCAGUGCUCUGUACGUUGUAGAUUUAAAGAAGUUCCGUAAGAUUGCAGCUGGGGACAGACUACGAGGCCAGUAUCAAGCUUUGAGCCAAGACCCAAACAGUCUGUCUAACCUGGAUCAGGACCUUCCUAACAACAUGAUCCACCAGGUGGCUAUCAAGUCUCUGCCUCAGGAGUGGUUGUGGUGUGAGACAUGGUGUGAUGAUGACUCUAAAGUCACAGCUAAGACUAUAGACCUGUGUAAUAACCCAAAGACCAAGGAACCAAAGCUGACAGCCGCAGCAAGGAUUGUGCCUGAGUGGGUUGAAUAUGACAAGGAGAUAAAACAGCUGCUGAGACGAGUCCAAGAGCAGGAAGAUGAGGCCGCACAGAUGAAGACGGCCUCUCCCUCACAACAUAAAAAAGACAACCGGCGUGAUGAACUUUAGUGUCUGCCAACACCAUGCUGAAGAGAAAGAAGGCAGCACCUUUUGCACGCAGGCCACCUGUGAAGCUCGAAGACAGACAGUUCCAUCUAAACAUAGCCACAGUGUUACAUCCCCAGCCGGAGGAGGAGGAUGAAAUAUUGUCAGAGAUGCCAUAUCUGCUUGUGCAGUCAGUACAUACAAAAUCAAUAUGUGGGAUAAUUGUACACUGCCAGCCAUGAACUCUUGGUGUGCUAUGAGCUUUAUCAGUAGUAGGUUUGUGGUUAUUUAAGAAUGAAGUGAAGAAAAGAGUAAAUGUGUUUGAGUAUAAAACAGUUGACAUAUAUUGCACUGAUAUAUGCAAAGAAUCAGAUGCUGAAGGCACAUUUCUAAGGAUUUAAUUGACAUUGUUGCUUUAUGUAAAAAUCUUGGUAUUCUUAGUUUUAAAACAUGCAAGGACUAUUAUGCCUUUGUAUGAAAUGCCAAACCAAAGUUGACUGUUAGAUUUCACAAACUGCAUUAAGAAAAUGACACUAGGCACAGACAAUUAUUUGCUAAGCCCCUCUCACAUAUGAUAACUUAUUAUAUUAUUAAUAUAAAACUUAUUAUAACUGUCUCAUCUUGGCUUUGCAACUGUAACUAAGCAUUGCAAAACAUUAAGAUUUUUUAAAACUUUUUUUUACUUAUUUAAUUUAAAAAAAAGCUGAGAUGCUGUGUAACAUGUAAAUAAAAACAGAAUACAAUGAUUUGCAAAUCUCAUAAACCCACAUAUUAUUCCCCAUAUAACAAAUGACAUAUUAGCUGUUGAAAGUGAAAGAUUUUACCACAUCAUGGAAAGUAUUAGCUCGUUUUGAAUACGAUGGCAACAACACAUCUCAAAAAAAGUUUGAAACGGAUGAUGUUUACCGUUGAGUAGCAUCCCCUCUUCUUUUAACAACUAUCAGUAAACAUCUGGAAAGUGAGGAGACCAGUUGCUGAAAUGUUAGGAGAGGACUGUUGUCUCAUUCUGGUCUGAUGCAGGAUUCUAACAAUUCUGGUGCUUUGUUCACAAUUUUCUUUUGUCUGUUAAAUUCUUCUGCUGGUGAAAGCUCUGGACUGCUGGCAGGCCAGUUCAGCACUCAGACUCUUCUCACUUUGUUUCUGAUGAUUUUUAAAGGAGCUUUGGUCCAGAGAAGAUGGCAGCAUCUCUUGACUGUGUUUACAUACGGCUUCUUUACAUAAUAAAGCUUUAACCUGCAUUUGUGGAUUGCAGUGAACUAAGUUCAGACAGUGAUUUCUUUAAGUGUUUUUGAGCCUAAGCAGUAAUUUCCAGUAGGGAAUCAUGCCAGUUUAAUUGUGGUCCCUCCAUUAGAGCCCAAAAAUCCCAAGCAUCAUGUUCUGACCUUCAAACUUGUGCCCAGAGAUUCCUUCUAAUUCCUUGAAUUUCUUGAUGACAUUAUACACUAUCUAUGGUGGGAUAUUUAAAGUCUUCGCAAUUUUAUGUUGAGGAACAUUUUUCUGAAACUAUUCCACAAUUUUUAGAUGCAGUUGGUUGCAGAUUGGUGAACCUCUGACUAUCUUUACAUCUGAAAGGCUCUGCUUCUCUGGAAUACUCAUUUUAUACCCAGCCAUGUUGCCAGCAAUUAGUUGUCAAAUGUUCCUCCAGUUAUUUCUUUUAUUUUGUGCCAAUUACUUUUACAGCCUUUUGUUGCCUCUUUCAGCUUCUUUGAGAUGUGUUGCUGCCAUGAAAUUCAAAAUGAGUUCAUACUUCAUAAAAUGGUUUCAACAUCUGAUAUGUUUAAAUUCUACUGGGGAAAAAUAUAUGGGUUUAUGAGAUGGCAAAUCACUUAACUGUACACUGCGUAACAACUUUUUUGGAAUAGGGGCUUAAUUUAUUCAUCUUUUUUUAUCUUUUAGAGCCAAUGCAUAACUGUCUCUGUUCACUUUAAAUAUUUGGAUCCAUCGCGGUACGACUAUAUGAUGCAUGUUAGUGUUAAAGCCAAGUUAUGCAUCUCCUUCAUUUGUCAUCUGCAGCUCUAGUGUGUUAACUCAGUUAUUAUUUGGUUGCUCUGCAUUGAUCCAGGUUUAAUUUCCAUCCCAACUUAUUGACUUGCAUGGCAUGGCCACCGGCUCUCGUUGACCAGUCGAUUAGAAAGCAGCUUUCUAGUUACAUGUCAGCCUUACAUGCUGUAGGGUAAAAAGAACCUUUCUGCAGACAGGAAAGUAAAAAUGAGUGUAUAGUUCAUUACAAUUCAUUCAUUUAAGAAGAUGCUUUUAUCCACAGCAACUCCAAAAUGAGUAAUACAUGUUGGGAUGUUGGGUUUGGUAUCGUGACAAAGGACACGUGUCAGUCUAGUAACCCUCCAAGAGAGAGAUGACCAUGCUACCAUCGUAGCUACAGCCACAUGCAGGAAACAAGCCCUAGUUCCUGCCAAGGACUUACUCCCUGUAAACAAAUCUUUACCUCACCAAACCAUUUCACAAGUUAUAAGGUUCAGGAUGGUUGGCUAACUAUCAGAUGUAGUUGUUUCCAAAGGUAGGUUUACAUAAUCAUAUAAUUUAGAAGAAAGUUAUGAUAUAUGAAUGACUUUUUCAGUAAUGGUCUGCUCAGCUGUCCCCAGUUUGUGCAUGCAUUUAUUUCAGAGAGCUAAACUUUAGUUUACUUGGUCGUAAAUUACUCUGUAAUAUUCACUGUUAAACAUCUAAGGUUUUCUCAAGAAUCAUGAAACUUUUUUUUUUUUAUAAAUCAUCUGGACAAUAAUGGUAAUUUAGAGUUGUAAGCAUUUACACAUGCUCUGAGAGGAGAAAGCUGAGCUGGCUUUAAAAACGCAAACCAAAAAAGAAAUUGUUCAUAAGGACUGGGGUUUGACAAAUAGUGGUCCGUCUCUGUAAUGUCUUUAAUAAGGUUUUGACUGAAACCAGGCUUGACUCAUGGAUCAAAGAAUCCUCAUUUGCACACUUAAGGUCAUGGUUUCUCGGUAGUACUGUACAGUAUACAGGAUUUUAAGUUAUUACAGUAAGUUUACAUUUCAUGUAAAAUUCAUCUUCACUGUUUUCAUUUUUUUAGAAAGACUUUUUCCACCAUUUGAAAUCCAGGAAGAACCAGUAUUAUUGUCUCAGGUAUAAGAGGUGUUGCUGCUGGACUGGAGCCAUGUGUAUUUUUUUGUCUUAAAAGUCCAUUUAGUAUGAAAAAAUGGGUACAGACAGACAUCUUUUACUGUGCUAUGUCAAAUAGAAAUGUUUAUAUUACUGUUUGGUGGAAAAAAUAAAUCUUUGUUAUUGGUA
Melanotaenia boesemani (Boeseman's rainbowfish) is the source of this 7974-nucleotide messenger RNA. It is a transcript of the gene uggt2, whose product is annotated as UDP-glucose glycoprotein glucosyltransferase 2. Lineage: Eukaryota; Metazoa; Chordata; Actinopteri; Atheriniformes; Melanotaeniidae. The record is from RefSeq and is a predicted model, not a curated record. The transcript is spliced from 41 exons. Gene Ontology annotation, cellular component: endoplasmic reticulum. Gene Ontology annotation, molecular function: UDP-glucose:glycoprotein glucosyltransferase activity. Bases 28 to 4734 code for a protein of 1568 amino acids.